Phlebotomus argentipes is the source of this 11039-nucleotide messenger RNA. It is a transcript of the gene bchs, whose product is annotated as WD repeat and FYVE domain-containing protein 3. NCBI's taxonomy places the organism in Eukaryota, Metazoa, Arthropoda, Insecta, Diptera, Psychodidae. The transcript is spliced from 13 exons. The record is from RefSeq and is a predicted model, not a curated record. Gene Ontology annotation, molecular function: metal ion binding; protein binding. The coding region runs from base 213 to 10481 and encodes 3422 amino acids.
AAUCAAUCGCUGUGAGAGAUGUGGUGAAAAGUUUCUGUUCAGUGGCACUUUUCCCGUGGAAAAUGUGGCAAGAUGUGAGUGAAAAGUGUGUAAACAUGUGAAAAACAGUUCCCUCAUUAGAGUUCCGCUGAAGGAUACCCGCAGAUACGCUGAAUCAUUCCGAAAAUAGGUGUUUUCCUCACGCGACUGCAGGAGCAACUCUGUGAGGCACGAUGAACAUUAUGCGGAAAUUGAGGAGUGGAGCUGUCGCCAGUGACAGCUCCGGUGAACUGUCUCUAGAGUCCUCCAAUCACACCGAACUGGGCCUCAUGCAUCUCAAGAAGCUCUUCAAUGAGUACACCCAUCCCAAGGAGGCGCUCAGUGAGUCCGAGCGUGACUUCAAGCUGUACAACAUGCUGCCGCUGUUCUGCAAAGUCUUCGGCUCCACGAAUUCGGCGGAGAUGAAUGAGCAGUUCUGGGACAUCUUGGCCUUUGCCCAGCAAGUGUCGCGGCUGAUGGUGUCGGAGAUUCGACGGAGGGCGUCCAAUCAGAGCACCGAGGCGGCUUCCAUUGCCAUUGUGAAGUUCUUCGAGAUUGAGAACAGCGAGGAGUCCAGCAAUGGCUGGAUGCUGCUGUCGGCGCUCAAUUUGCUCGCCGUGGGCGAUGCGUCGCUGAUUCAGGUGAUGACAACUGCCUCUGUGCCGUCGACGCUCGUCAAGUGUCUCUAUCUGUUCUUCGAUCUGCCGGAGAUUCCGGAGGAGGUGGCAGAUCUGGAUGAUGGCAGUGAAUUCACGCCGCGCGAGCGGAGAAUCCUUCUGCAGAAGAUCUUCGUGCAGGUGCUGGUGAAGCUCUGCUCUUAUCCAUAUCCGGCGGAAGAGUUGGCCAGAAUGGAUGACUUAACACUGCUCUUCUCCGCCAUUACAUCUCAAUGUCCACCACACAAUGUGAUGUGGCGGAAAUCCGCUGCGGAAGUCCUGACAACUCUCUCAAGGCACGGACUAACGGAGCCUGUUGUGUCCUACAUUCACUCAAAAGGAUGCGUCGCCCUGUGCAUCGACAAUAUGCAGCGAGUGCCACAAUUGACGCCUCUGGAAGUGGUGGAGAUGCUGGUGGCGGUGUUCUGCUUCCUCAAGGACUCCAGUGAAGUGUCACAGACUCUCCUUGAGGACUUCAGAGCAUGUCAAGGGUACGGAUUUCUGGCGGAUUUCAUCAUCAAGCUGGAUGGUGAGAGACAGAAGAAUUCCGAAGCUCAGGCGGCAAUUAGAAAUUUAGUGCUGAUGAUUGCCUCACUGUGCAUGUGUGGCUAUCUGGAAUUGAGGCCUAAUCUCAAUCAAUCUGGCUCACUGUUCCAAAUGCAGGGCUUCACGAUGCCCCAGACUUCAUCACGAGGCACUUGCAUAAGGAAUGUUCAUGCUUUUCAAGUGCUGCAGACAAUCUUCCUCAAAUCCAACUCCACUCCACUCUGUUGCAACAUCCUGGAUGCCAUCUCGAGUGUCUAUCACUCGGACAAUGCCAAUUACUUCAUACUCGAGUCACAGAACACCUUGUGUCAAUUCACGGAGAAGAUUCAUGCCAAGAGUCCGGAGAUUCAGGAGAAGUUCUUCGAGUUGCUGGAAUUUAUUGUGUUUCAGCUGAAUUUUGUGCCGUGCAAGGAGUUGAUAUCAAUGUCAAUUUUGCUGAAGAGCAAUCUCUCAGUGGACUGUAGUAUUUCGUGCAUGAAGACACUACUCAACAUACUCAAGCACAACAAUGUCUUCAAGGAUGCUUAUCGAGAGGUGGGAAUUCUCGAGGUGUUUGUCGCCUGUCUGCAGCGCUAUGAGACGUUCCUCAUGAAGCACAUUGGAGAGCAUGGACGCAGUGUGGAGGAUGAUCUGAAGGAGGCAAUGGAGGGAAAUACCAGCGAAACUCUUGGACGAAUGAUCAUGAAUGCCCUGACAAUCCUUCUCAAUGCCAACAAUGCCAAUGCGAAUGUUUUCCGGGAGAGUGGCGGAGCCAAGUGUGUCCAUGACAUGGUGAAGUUUGGUCACUGUCGCGAAGCCAUUCUCGGCAUCAUUCGGGAGUUGAUCUUAUCCGCUGGUGGUGAUGACGAUAUGCUCUUCAUCCUCAGCACAAUGCAUUCGGCGCCGUCAAAUAAGAUCCAGCUGAAGAUUCAGAUCCUCAAAAUACUGCUGGGAUGCCUGAGAGACAGUCAUCGCACGAGGACAAUCUUCCGGAAAGUGGGUGGCUUUGUCUAUGUGACGAGUGUGUUUGUGUCACUGGACGGAGUGCUGGGCAGUGUUGUCCAGUCGAAGGGGAGUGAAGAGGAGAUAGAAUUUUCAACUCUGCUGCAGUUGCUCAAUAUUGUGUGUCAGACUUUGGCCACGGCGAUGCGCUUUGAGCCGGCGAAUGCGAAAUUCUUCCAUCAGGAGAUCUGCAGCACAUCCUUCUGUGAUACACUGCGACUCCUUGGAUGUUUCGGCACGAAAACCCACCUGGAAUCCAUAUCAGCGCCCACGAAUCUUGAAGAAUAUCAAGGAUAUUUCCACACAAUCUUCAUUGGGAACGUGUUGGAGCCUGAAUUGAAGCAGGAUGUGCCUCUGUCGCUGAUCCUCGCAUGUCUGAUCUACAGAUUGCUCUAUGACAUUGCUAUUGAUAACUUUGAUAAGCCUAAUUUGAGUGGAGUUGUGGGAAUUCUGGCCCAGAGUGGUCAGCAGAAGGUGGCGAAGAUUGUGGCAAAGUCAGGUGACAUUCGCAGUUCCAUUCAGAGUCUGAAUCUCAGUCAACAGCCGCCGGAGCCUCUGAUUGUGCAUCCGGGCGUUGUGCUGUGCAUGCUGCAACUCUUGCCGUCAAUUGAGUGUGAAACGGAGGUGGACAUCAGCUAUGCCCUCCAGAUCUACAUGUCGGAGGUGGUGAAGAGUCUGGUGAGGAGUGAGAGAAAUCAGCAGAUCAUGUGUGAGGCUGGCCUGGCGGGAAUGCUGCUGAAGUUGGGCACAAAUCCACUGAAUGAUGAGCAAAAUCUCCUGCACAUUCCACUUCAAUACAUUCUCGAGCGCUUAGCUGCUCAGGCGCUGCAGCCGGCAGAGUUGAGAGCAUUCCUCAGGCUUGGCGCUCCGCUGCACUGUCACAGUCCGGACUUCAAGGCUGCCUACAAAUCGGGCGGAUCAGUUCCUCUGACGCGCAUCAAGACACUCGUGUCUAUGACCACACCGAGAGACUUCCGUGCUCAUGGAUCCUGCACUCUGCCGCCCUUCAUUGAGAUGGACAUGUCGUCCGAGGGAUUUGCGAGCAUCUUCCUGCCCAGCAUCGCUCCGCAAGCGCCCAAUAUUGGUGGGAAUAUUGACACGAACACCAUUGGAGGAAUUGGAGCUGGAGACAGGAUCUUUCCGCCACAAUCUGGACUGUCGUACUCCACGUGGUUCUGUGUGGACAAAUUCUCAGAUCCACGAACAGAUCCGCACUGCGUGAGACUCUUGACGCUGGUCAGGACGGUGAAUAACGUGCGAGAGGACAAUCUGGUCUGCCUGACUUUACUCCUGUCGGCGAGAGACAAGGCCAUCAUUGUUUCGACGCAGGAGACCAUUGUCCCACCGAAUGCUGGGGAGUGGGAGCCCGAUGGCACUGGUGACAGUGGGGCGAGGAUUUGGUGUCCGGAUCUGCUGCACGAGGGUCAGUGGCAUCAUUUGGUUGUGGUGCUGAAUAGGGCGGUGCUCAAGAACUCCAGUUUCUCCCUCUUCCUUGACGGACAGCACAUGCACACGCAAAAGCUUCACUUCAUCUCGCAGAAUCCAGGAGCUGGAGCUGCAAAUCUCACCGUAGCCACUUCAGUUUACGCUUUCAUCGGCACUCCGCCGGCCUGGCGGCGAUACUCUCGUCUGUGUUGGAAGCAGGGCGUGUGUCAUCUCAUGGAGGAUGUGAUUAGUCCACAAAUGGUGGUGACUAUCUUCAAUCUCGGUCCGCACUACAUGGGAUCCCUUCAGGCGCCGCAGGUGAGGAAGCAACUUGAACCUCUGGGACCGUUGAUUCCGGAGGAGAGAGUGAUGUUUGGUCUCAACGCCAAAGCCAUUUCCCAGUUGACUCUGGCCAAGAUCAGGAAGGUGUACAGUCGAGCGGACAAUAAGACGAUAGCGAAGCAAUUGGGCAUGAGUUCCCAUGAGAAUGCCACACCCAUUCGGAUACUUCACAACUCUGCCGGACACUUGGCUGGACCGGCAAGAUCUCUGGGUGGAGUUCUUGUGGGUUAUCUAGGCGUGAGAGUCUUCAGUCCGCAUCCAGUGUCUGCGAUGAUUGAGACUGUGGGCGGAUGCAGCAUUCUGCUGGGGAUAAUCGGGAUGGCGCAGGACGUGGAGAGUCUGUAUGCGGGCGUGAAGGCGCUGACGUGUGUGGUGAGGAGCAAUCGAGCCACACAGAGUGAGAUGGAUAGGAAGAGAGGCUAUCAGACGCUGGGAAUGUUCUUCAAGAAGAAGAAAAACCUGCUCAACUCUCACAUCCUUCAUCUCACGUUUAGUCUGGUGGGAACGGUGAAUAGUGGACAGGAGACAUCGGCGAUACCCAAUGUGACGGCCUUCCAGGACUUGCUCUGUGAUCUGGAGGUGUGGCAAGGGAGUCCCAAUGGGCUGUUGCGCUCACUGUUGGAGCAUUUGGUGCAAUUGGCCUCGGAGUCGAGUGAGAAGAGGACGAAUAUCAAGAUCAUGAGGGAUCUGCAGCUGGUGAUGAAGCUGUUGCACAUCAUAUUUGACAUCCACGAUGAGCCCACGACGGAUAUUCUCUUCGCCUUGCUGUCCAUUCUGCUCGGUGGACAGCCAAGGCAUGCGGAUCUGCUGCUGUUUGGGCAGUUCAUUGCCGCACGCUUACCACCGGAGUCUGUGGAUGCGGAGCGGAGUGUGGUGUUGGGUGCAGAGAGUCGUGAUGCAAAGGACAAUACAACUGUGAGGAGUCUCGUGGUGAGGAAUCGAUGCCUGACAAUGCUGCAUGGGCUUCUCUUCACCGCGAGGAACACAGUGAACACCAUCAUCUGUGAUGACAUCUCCAAGGUGUUGGGCCUGGAUUGGCUGAUGCUGUUCCAGCAGAGCCAGAUCCAUCCGUCGAGUGUCGUGUGGUCCAUGCGAAUACUUAUUGUGCUGUGCGCUAAUGAGACAAUAAUUGGACGAUUCCGCGAUGGCACUCACAAUGGUGGCUACUUGAGGCACACGGACAUCGUGUCGCAGAACAAGAGCAUGUCUGUGCUGGCGUCCAGUCAGCUGGCCACGUCUUCGCCCGUCAACACCAGCUCAAUGAUCCAGCCGGGCGCGGUGCUGCCCACUCAGCUGGCGCCCGAGGUGAAGAUUGGUGUGCUGCAUGUGCCGGGAUUUCAGUACUUAGAGUGGCUUCUGCCGCAGCAUUUGGAGAUCCCGGAGUUGUACUUUCUUCUGAUUGCUCUGAUUAUGGGACAGCCGGUGAAGUCUCUCGCUUCGGAUCAUAAGAAUCUGGACUUGGACAAGGUGUGGGCCUUUCUCUGGGGCGGAACAGUCACUCAGGCCUCCAUAGGAUCAAUUGGACCAAAGGUCAGUCUAUGUCCGGAGGCAGUGUGUGUCCUCCUGUCCAUGGUGCGACGGAUUGUGCACACAGACACGACGCUGGAGUGGCUGAAGAAUCAUCCUGUGACAAUAAUCCAAGUUCUCUUCUCACUCUAUCACAAUCUGCCGGACUUCAUGCCAGUCGUAAUGUCUGGAGAUGUGAUUAACUCGUUGUCGGGAAUUCUCUUUCCCGAGGGGAAGUUUGAGGGUGAAUCCGGACCGAAUAGUCCAACGGAGGAGCAACUGUGUGGUGUGAUGGUGAUGAUUCCGCCCACACAGGAGAGUUCUCUCACCAAACAUCCCGUGAGGAAGUUCAUCAUAGACUUCCUCAGAGUGAUCAUUGUGGAUUCCAUGAGUCUCUCGGCCACUGGCAAAGCAUCUCCUGUUGUGGAUCUCGUGCUGGAUUCUUCACCGGAUUUCAGUGAUUUGACACAGCAAGUUGAGUUCCAGACUGAGAUCAUAUCAGCCCUGAUGGAUCAUCUGCUGGCGGCUGAUGUUCUGGUGGGCGAGCAAGCGGCUCUGCCCAUUGUUCCACUGCUUCAGAGUCACAUUCAGAACAUUGUGCCGAAUGUUUUCUACGUCACGGCGCGCAUUGUGGAUAAACUGUGGCAGGGAUGUCUGAACAAGGAUCCUCAUGAGAUCUUUGACUUCAUCGUGAAGCUCAUUGGUCAGGCGAAGAGGAGAUCUUCAUCGCUGUCGCUGGAACAGCUUCAUCACUCACUCAACAGGACAAUUCUCUACUUGCUGUCGCGUCCGACGGAGUCUGUGGCCGAUCAGAUGGCUGUACUGGAAGCCCUGCACAAGUUAACCACGAAUCGCUUGCUGAUCUUCGGUGCGGGCAAUCAUGAGCUGGACUUUAUCGGAUGUUUAACAUAUUGUCUGCUGCAGCUGACGUCGGACAUGAAGAUCCUGCUGGAACAAGGAACAGCCGGCAGGACAACCACUUGGCAUGUGAAUCCGACUAAUGAGAUGAUAGAGUCGCGGGAUGAUUUACUCAAUCAACAUCAGGGGAAGAAUUUGAUUGCGGGAGCGGCUUUUCGCGUGUGGGAAGAGUUGUAUGUGUGCAAGAAGCCGGCAAUUGAGGAGGUCUUCAAGAUCACACUCACACCGCCGGCAAAUAAUGCUAAAGCGCCGGAUCUGACAAUUACCAGGGAGCAAAUUGUUGAGGCAGCCACAAAACUGUGGUUUAACUAUGUUGAGAGUGAGCGAAAGGCCACUUAUCGUGUUCCCUGGGAGUUCCACAAUCAGAUCCAGUCGAAAAUACAGAAGGUCACGGGUGGAUUGACGCGAUUGGCCAGCCGGACGAAGGUGAAGAAGGAGGAUUAUGUGCGGACAAAGAGCCAACUGUCGCGCGUGAAGGCAUUCCAGUGGACGGCCGUGAAUGUGGGCUUGGUGCGUGAUCUCUGGGACAUUCGCUAUGCUCAGCACAAUCAGAUGAUGCAGCACAUCCGGCGCUAUGUGUAUCAGGAGUGGAUUCAAUCGGAGACGGAACUGACGAGGGAGAGAGGACUGUGGGGCCCGGUGAAGGGCACAUCGCUGGAAAAGUGGGUGUUGGAUUCGACUGAGGGGCCGCACAGGAUGCGCAAGAAGACUAUGAGGAACGAUAUGUUCUACUUUCACUAUCCAUAUCGGCCAGAACUGGAGCUGCCUGACAAUCGUCAAUUGAAAUACAAAGUGGCCACGAGCUUCGAUAGUAAACUGCACUCUCAAUAUUGCCAGCAAACGCCUCGUGUGCUGUGUGAGAUGGAGUCGCUGUUUGACGGUCAGAGGUUGGAUAACCAGAUGUCUGUGGAUGUUCCGGCGGUGCUGGAGCGUAGUCAGAGUGAGCCUGGUGAGGAUAUUGACGAGGAGGAGGAGGAAGUGUCCCAUGUGUCGGACAAUCAGACACUGCUGCGAAUGCUGGAGGAGCAGGAGAAGAUCUCUCACAUGUUCAGAUGCGCCAGAAUUCAGGGAUUGGACACGACUGAGGGAUUGCUGCUGUUUGGCAAGGAGCACUGCUACAUUGUGGAUGGAUUCACGCUGCUGAAGAACAGGGAGAUCAGGGACAUUGAUUCCAUUCCCGUGCGCGCUUAUGAUCCCAUCUUGCCCAAUCCGGGCAGUCCGAGGCGUUCGCAGACAAUCAGGCAGUGCUCAAAGUUCUCCUACGAGGACAUCCGGGAGGUGCACAAGAGGCGAUAUCUGCUGCAGCCGAUUGCUCUUGAGGUGUUCUCUGGCGAUGGCAGGAAUUAUCUGCUGAGCUUUCCGCGGAAGGUGCGCAACAAGGUGUACCAGAGAUUCAUGUCCACGGCCACGUCCAUUGCUGACAGUGCGCAGCAAUCGGUGGCUGGGCAGAAGAGGACGGCGAGUGUGGAACAGACUUCGGGGAUCUUCAGCAGUCUGAUUGGCGAGACGUCAGUGACGCAGCGCUGGGUGAGAGGCGAGAUCUCCAAUUUCCAGUAUCUGAUGCAUUUGAACACGCUGGCCGGGCGUUCCUACAAUGAUCUCAUGCAGUAUCCUGUGUUCCCCUGGAUCCUGGCCGACUAUGAGUCCGAUGAGAUUGACUUCGCCAAUCCGGCGAGCUUCAGGGACUUCUCGAAGCCGAUGGGGGCGCAAUCGGGCGAGAGACUGGAGCAGUUCCAGAAGCGCUACAAGGAAUGGGAUGAUCCGCAGGGUGAGACGCCGCCAUAUCACUAUGGCACACACUACAGCUCAGCCAUGAUUGUCUGCAGCUACUUGGUGCGCCUGGAGCCCUUCACGCAGCACUUCCUGCGCCUCCAGGGCGGCCACUUUGAUCUGGCCGACAGGAUGUUCCACAGCGUGAAGGAGGCGUGGCUGUCGGCGUCCAAGUACAACAUGGCAGAUGUGAAGGAAUUGAUUCCUGAGUUCUUCUAUCUGCCAGAGUUCCUGGCCAAUGCCAACAACUUCGAUCUGGGCACGAAGCAGAAUGGCGAGAGUUUGGGUGACAUAAUUCUGCCGCCGUGGGCAAAGGAUGAUCCGCGGGAGUUUAUCAGGAUGCACAGACAAGCGCUGGAGUGUGAUUAUGUGAGUCAGAAUCUCCAUCAGUGGAUAGACUUGAUCUUUGGCUACAAGCAACAAGGACCAGCCGCUGUGGAUGCGGUGAAUGUGUUCCAUCAUCUCUUCUACGAGGGCAAUGUGGACAUUUACAACAUUGAUGAUCCGCUGAAGAAGAACGCCACCAUUGGAUUCAUCAACAAUUUCGGGCAAAUCCCGAAGCAGUUGUUCAAGAAGCCUCAUCCAAGCAAGAAGAUGACCAAUUCCAAGCACGGCGUCAUCGAUCCGACUCCUCUUCUGCCGGGCACAACGAUUUUGCAGUCGGACAAGCUCUUCUUCCACAAUCUGGACAAUCUGAAGCCCAGUCUGCAGCCUAUCAAGGAGCUAAAGGGUCCUGUUGGACAGAUAAUUCAGCCUGAUAAGACAGUGUUGGCUGUGGAGCAGAAUAAGGUAUUAAUGCCUCCGUCUUACACGAAGUACAUCGCAUGGGGAUUUGCUGAUCACUCCCUCAGGAUAGGGAUUUACGAGUCGGACAGGGUGUUGUUCGUUUGCGAAACGGUGGCUCAGAACUUUGGGGAGAUUCUCACGUGCGCCUGUCCGAAUGCCAGGACAAUAAUCACAGCGGGAACGAGCUCUGUCGUGACUGUGUGGGAGUUUGACUCCAGGAAGAAAAUGUUGGCUCUCAAGCAAUCCUUGCACGGCCACACGGAUGCCAUCACUUGUCUGGCCGCCAGUCCGGCGUUCAAUGUGAUUGUUUCCGGGUCGAGAGACGGCACGGCGAUCAUCUGGGACAUGGCCAGGUACACUUUCGUGCGCCAGCUGAGAGAUCACGUGGGCGUUGUGGCGGCCGUGUGCGUGAAUGAACUCACGGGAGACAUUGCCACUUGUUCAGCCACUUGGCUGUACAUCUGGUCCAUCAACGGACACGCUCUGGCCAAUGUGAACACCAGCAUUGGGAGCAUUGAUCGAAUGCAGCAGAUUCUGUGCGUGGCGUUCUCCUCGAAGCGCGAGUGGGAUCAGCAGAAUGUGAUAAUAACAGGAUCAACAGAUGGAGUUGUGAGAAUGUGGUCGAUGGAGUAUGUGCAGAUCCCAAUUGAGGAGAAGAAGGUGAGCGAGACGAAGGCAGUGAAGAGUCAGAAGGAGGAUACGAAUUUGAUAAAGCAGAUCAGCGAAGAGUGCAGCGGUGGAAUUGACAAGUCACCGAGUGAGAGCAGCAUCUCUGAGGCUUGCGACAGUGUCAAGGAGACGUCGAAGCGCUUUGAGGCUGAGAAGGAGGAUUGUAGUGACACUGAAACGCCCAGCAUUCGAGAUGAUGAUCCGCCUGUGCCGCCGAUGAGGAAGAAGCACAGCAUUUCAGCGGCCAAGUCGCUGCAUGAGUUUAAAGAUGAAGAGGCGGAUUUGAGUGCGGAUGUCAAGAAUGAGACUUCCGGGAAGAAUGGUGACAGUGGUGAGGAGCAGUCGAGAGGGAUUCGACCGAGUAAGUCAGAGACGAGUAUUACAGGAUCUUUUGUGGUGAUUGACAAUGAAUCAGUGAAGAAAUCCACACAAAACACUCUCAGAUCAGGCUUCAAGUGGCAACGACAGCUGCUCUUCCGCUCAAAGCUCACCAUGCACACGGCGUACGAUCGCAAGGAUAACACAGAACCGGCGAGUAUCACUUCCUUGGCAGUGUCCAAGGAUCACCGGACGCUGUACGUGGGCGACGCUCGUGGCAGGCUCUUCUCCUGGAGUGUCUGUGAGCAGCCAGGGCGCAGCAUGGCAGAUCACUGGCUGAAGGACGAAGGCGCUGAUCAGUGCAUCAACUGUAGCGUUCGGUUCACUUUAUACGAGAGAAAGCAUCACUGCAGGAAUUGCGGGCAGGUGUUCUGCAACAAGUGCAGUCGCUUCGAGUCGGAGAUUUCUCGGUUGCGCAUCCUGAAGCCGGUGAGAGUGUGUCAGAAUUGCUACACAGCUCUCAAGCAGUCCAGCGAGGCAUCAUAGAUGAAUGGGAAAAGAGGGAGAGAAUUCCCUUGUAGGAAUCCCUAAAAAAAAACACAGUCGAAGACAUGAGAUUAUAGUUGCAAUGUUAGAUUGAGUAGUUUGAUGAAGAAAAAAAAAACCAAAAGUAUUUAUACAAACUGUGUAAAGAUGGAAAGAAACUCCAAUAUUGAGUAUUUAGUGAAAUGAUUGUAGGCUCUAGAGAGAAAAGAAGAGGCACAGGAGAUUGUGUAAUGUAAUUGUACAAUGUAGAUGAAAGGGAAAUUCAUUGAGUAGUGCAUGAAGAAGAAGAUAAAAAGUGUAUAAACUUGGUGUUCUCCUCGUGUGUGUGUUGAAGACGCGCGCGCGUCGGGAGAGCGAGAGAUUUAGGCAAAAUCUAUAUCCAAUAUCUUUUCAUCCUACUGUAAAAUCCUCAUCUCUCUCUGUAGCUAAAGAGGAAUAUUUAUUUAUUGUGAUUUUUUUUAUUUUACAAAAUGUGGUAUAUAUACAAAAACGGAGAAGGAGAGCAGAUAAUACAAUAAAUUGACAAAUAUCUAUACAAAGAUAGAAUGUCUUUUUCUC